CCGUGCUCGGGAGGGGUCCCGGCGCCCGCCAGGCCCCGCGGGGGCGGCGACCGCGGCCCGGCGGCCGUGGCUCGGUUCGGCCGCCUGGAGCGACGGCAGUGGCUUUGUCGAGGCGGCUGUCGCCCGGCCGUGCCUCGGCAGGAGCUGUCGCGUAAGCAGAAUCGGUGCCUCUGGUGCAGCUUUGGCGUGCGGGGAGGGAGGGCGGGCGCGCCUGUGUCGGGGUCCGCUGUUAACCCGAGCGGGGCGUAAAAUCCUUGGCACGGAGGACUGGGGCGGAACGAACCUGGCCUCAUUCGGGGAGGUGCUUAUUGCCAGGAGUUAGGGGACCUUUCAGCUGCUGCUGUUCCGUCAGAGAAGGUGAAAGUUCUAGUGAAACCCCAAUCUCUAAUGCAAAGGUCUUUCCAAAUCCCGGCAGGUGUUCACAGCAUGCAGAAUUGGAAUUGGCUUAGAGUAAAUCAGAGUUGAGAGUGAAUUUGGAACAAGCUAGAACAGUCUCAGAAACAUUAAUGUGGGUGAGCCUGGUUUUCAAGGGGAAAAAAGUGAUAGAGGGUUAGCUGCACUGCAGUUGCUGCAUGUUACAGAAUACUCAACAUCUGGAUCAGAAUGUGCCUGUGCUUCAUUGCCUGUCCACGGACAGCUCCAAACAGUUCCAUCUGUCCCAAGGAGUGUGCUAGGAAAAAAACCACGAAAACACGCUCUUUGCAGCUAUUGUGAAUCUACUGCAAAAGAUGUUGCUGGUAUCUAGAGAGCACCCUUCGUCAUCAGUCGCUUCAUUGCCUAAAAGAAACAUAGAAGCCAAAAAGUCAACAAUUUGAUCAAGAAUGGCUACUGUGAAAAAAACCCCAACAAACCAAAAACUAACCAACCAAAAAGAAAAAAAAAAACCAACCAAAAAACACUACCUCAAAAACAAAAACAGAAAAGAAAGUGCAGAUUAAAAUGCACAAUAGUGAUGAAUUAUUACCCUGGUAAUAAAUAAAAUCAUAAUAUCAGAAACUUCAAGAGCUCUCUUCUCACUUGUGGAAGUCUGGCUAUAUAAAUAAAUAUAUGUGUAUAUAUAUAUGUAUAUACUCAGUUUCAAAAUAUGGGCUGGAGAUUUUUAUAAUGGUAAUGACUUCUCGAAGUUGUCAGGUAUUCAGAAAAUGUGGCUAUUUAGCAUUACAUAAUGGAAUAUCGUGAAAUUUGUGCACAAAAUAAAAGUUUUUGAUCAUUACUUGUAAGAUAUUGCUGGUUUGAAGUGUAUGUAUCACCAUCAUGCCCCUUUGUUUAUUUAUCUGGCACAAUCCAUUUGUUGAUACUGUUGUCAUAAACACAUAGAAUAGUUUGAUUUGGAAGGCACCUUUUGAUUUUGGCUUAUCUCCAGUUUGCUUCCUGGUAACUUUUUUUUUUUGCAUUCAGAAAUAAGAUACGUACCUACAACUACUGUUGUGGUAAUUUGAUUUCUAGAGUCAAGAUUUAGAGAUUAUUUCUGUUGAGGUUUCUAAUUCUUAGGUGAAACUGGUUUUAUGCAUUGCUGGUGUUUCAUUUUUGCCCUUUCAAUCACUUCCACACAGGCAAGCAGUUGUGAGGAAGACAGUUAAGAGAAUGAGGGACGAAGGUGUCACUUGGACUUCAGUUUCAUAUCUGCUUUCUUUGGAUAUUUGCCCAAAUAAGAGUGUCCUUUUUUUUUCCUAUACAAUUCUAAAUAUUCCUACAAUAUCUCUGCUUCAUCAUGCUGACUACUGAGAAUGAGUUUGCAGUGUUGCUGUUAUUGGCCUGUGUGUAUGUAUGCAUGUCCAUGUAUGUACGUACAGCUAAAUAAAUUGAUUUUAUUUCAAUGCUAAAUCAUCCACUCUUUCAAGUGACUUUCUGUUCAUCAUGUUGUGAAUCUCGAAGAGAUAAAAUAAAUCCAUUUAAAUUUUUUGAUAGACAAACUGUCAGGGGUUCCUGCUUUGCUGCCCUGGCAGUUAGUGAGGCUGUGUCCCAUAGCACUGCCAGAGCUCUCACCUGCCAGGCAGGAGCUUUGCUUGUGGCUUCACUGCAGGUGUUCAAUACUUUGGGUACAACGUGGCCUGUCUGGCUGCAGAGAAGGAAUGAUGACUUUCACUGGUGUUCUGGUAUCUAUGGAUGCAAGAGUGUACGAGCUGUUUUCUAGUAACUACAGUUCUGCCUGUAUUAACUUGCUUCUGUUUCUGAGGAAAUGAGCAUUUCCUGCGUUUUUAUGUGGUAAAGUAAUGAAGUUUUAAAUUGUCGUGUAGUUGUUGCCUAACAGAUUUUAUUGUAGUCCAAGCCAGACGUGAAGCAGACUGACUAUCAAGGCUGUUUUCCAAUGAAUAAUAUGCCACAUGCAGCUUUUGUUGUGUGCUUUCCUACAGAUAAUUUGGGCAAACUGCCUCUAUAUUCCUUGAUUCCAAUGGGCACUUUAGAGGAAGUGAAGAAUUAAUGAAAAAAACAAUUCUGUGUAUUUGCAUAGUGCUGCUUGUAUUAUUAGAAGUUUGUUGUACUUCAAAGUUAUCUCAGUUGUUGGGAGAUUAUGUGGGUUUCUUACCCUCCUUUAGGUUUGGGUUCUUUUAAUGGCUGCAAGAUUAAACCCUAUUUUUUAUCAGUGGGGUAGCUUACCCUGCUUUGGAGAUGGGAUUUCAGUACAGCAGCAGUCUUGUGUGGCACAUUAUUUAAGGCCAUCCAAGAGCACUAUACGUUGACUUUUAAAGGAUAAUUAAUAUUUCACUGUUAUGAGAGGUAUAAACUGGUAAAAUGUUCUAUGAUCAGUCGCUUCAGGAUUAUUUCAGUAGUGUCUUAGGAGACCCCUCCUAGCCUGUGACAUACUUGAUGGCAGUUUUUCUUUGAUACAGCUGAUGUUAAUUAGUGUGGCUGUUGUAAAUCUGAAGACUGAUGCAAAUGCAAUCUGAAGGGAGUAAGAUUGAUGAGGACUUUUGUCCAGAAACUUCUAUGAUCACAGCUGAUAAGGCUACAUUCCUAGGUUAAAAUUCUCUUGAAUGAUGAUACGUAUUUGCAGUGAUGUCCUAAGUUCUCAAACAGAUGGUGCAGAUACUAGCUCCUACAAAAUGCAAGGGAGGAGUGCACUGAUUUAUACAAAUACCUGUUUAUUUUCUUGCCUUUUCUCUGUAUUCUGAGCAGGUAUAUAUGAAGGGAGUAUCACAGAAUCAUUGAAGUUGAAAAUCAUUAAGUCCAAUUUUUAAGUGAUCACCACAUUGUCAGCCAGACAGAGCACUGAGUGAUGUGUCCUGUCAUUUCUUUAGCACCUCCAGGGAUGGUGACUCCACCACCUCCCUGGGCAGCCUGUUCCAAUGCUUAGCAACCCUUUCAGUGAAGAAAUUCUUCCUGAUUUCCAGCCUGAACCUGCCUUGCCUCAGGUUGAGGCCAUUUCCUCUUGUUCUGUCACUUGUUGCCUGUUAGAGGCAUUUUUGGUGUCAUGGAGUAUUUUGUUUUGUUUUUGUCUUAAUUUUCAUUAUGACCCUCCUAGCUUUUCUAUGUAUUUCUGUUCUCAGACGUGCUACAACAGUAAUGGUUUGUAAUGUGGUUUUUUUUUCAAGAAUUCCUUGUUGCUCAGCUAAUUUAAGAAAAAGCAAGGGAUCUUUUCUCACACCUUAGUGUGAAUUAAAAUGAGUAUAAUAUGUGUCAUUCAUCUGGUGGUGGGAACAGUGAAUCAUACUUCGGUGAGUGAGGGAAAUUAAACAGGUGCAGACUUAGCAGCAGAAACUAAUACUAUGUUGGCAGACACACAUCUUCGUGUUAUAGUUAUAUGAUGCUUCUCUGCUGCUACUGUAUGAUGUGAGUAAAAUUAAAUAACUAAUGUGGUUUUUCAACAUCUAUUCUUGUUAUUUAAAUUAAAUAAGAGUUUUCAUAGAACGUAAUUUUUAAAGGAAAUUUUUUUUGAAAUCUAAUAAGAGUCGUUAAGUGCCUGUCACUCUGAUGUUAACAGGUUGCUUCAACGAACGCUUCUGUUUGAAGACAUAGGGCAGCGAUCCACUACUACUAACACCAUUUUGUGGACUACAUUUGCUGUAUAAAACCCUGAUGAAUAAAUGUAAUGCAGAUGCAAAGAGAAUUUACAUGAUUCUUUGGAGUGUGACUGCAUCAUCUCCUACAGAAGUAGGCAUGAGGCUCAACACAGAGCCCUUCUAUGACCUAAGUGAACCUGGUGUCCAGUUUUGGCCUGUGCCUUCAGCCACUUUCUUAUAUACAUAAUAGCUAUGAAAACCUUAAACACUUUGACUUACUUCUGAGGAAAGGUUAAGAGAGGAUCUGAUUGUAGAUAGGUGCCCAGACUCAAAUUUUACAGGACUUUGCCCUACCUUUACACUAACUCCCAGGCAGGGGUGAAAGCCAAACCGAGACGAAAUGCAUUACUUUUUAAAAAUGAGUGUACAAUGAGUGUACUGCUGUGAGUUUACAGAAUAUUCUGAAGUUGGAAGGGACCCAAAAGGAUCAUUGAGUCCAGCUCAAGUUGUCUUAGUUCUCAGUAUCUGCCAAAUGUGUGAGUUUACAUAUUUCAAAUAAAACUGUUGUCAUUCUAAGCUAUUGUUCUGUGUGACUAUACUGAGCCUAAGUAGCACAGGUUCCCUCUGCAUGUGCUGAGGUACCAUGGAAGGUAAUGAAUGGGGCUUCUGACUGAGCAUUAUUUCUUUUUCUUCAUCUGUGCUAAUUCUGUAAGGCAUUAUUGUGUGUUAAGUUUCAUUAUGACUGCUGAUUAACUUCAGAGAUAUUUUUUUUUUCUUUCGAGCAUACAGUGGAUGUGUCCAAAGUUAAUAUGUGCUUUAAAGUACCUGCUUGCUUCAGUUAAAUGCUAUGUGCCUGACCUCAAAAGAGAAGAGGCUAGUGUGAUUCAGCUUGAAGGAAGCUGUUAAAAAACUGUGGGGUUUUUACUAGCCUUUUCAAACUGUAGUGAUCUUCCCAGACUCUUUCAGAAAUGUUCCAGCCAAAAAUGCUAUUGUCUUGAAAGUGCUGCUGCUCUGCCAGCACUGAUGAAUAAUUGAGUACAGCAGGGUACAGUACCCUGCUGAACAUUAUUUUCGUUAAUGUUACUAGGAUUUUAUUAUGGACCUGCUAACUUGAUCCUAUAUACAAAUAAAAUAAAACCUUCUUGUGUAUGGGAAUAUAAUCCAUGGAUUACUUUUAUUUUUUAGAUAGUGAUAUUCAGGUAUUUUGUGAAUAAAUAAGAUAAUUUUUCUUCUGACUCUUAUUCACCAAUUAAACAUGGUGAGUGAUGACUGCUUCUCUGAUGUGUGUAAUGCCUGAGUUUUCCCCCAGGUCUUGCUUUCCCAAAUUGAUACAAGGAAGUUGGUAUGCUCUGGUACUAACCCUGCCAAAAUUACUGCAGCCUCAGUGCUGUUCCUGUUACAGUCCUGCCUACUCCUGAGUGGGCUGUCCAUUGGUAGCCAGGUCAGUUCCCCUCUAGCUGGAGAUUUAAGGUUGUGGCUGAAAUCAGAAGACGAGUUCCAUUCUGUCCACUAGUGCUGUAUUUCAAAAUUCUUGUCAUUUAACCCCAGCCUUCUGCAGAUGUUUUCAAGGUCACAGGAAGCAUGUAUCUGCAAAGGAAGAAACUAGGGUGAAAAAGUAGUCACAAGAGUGUGCUGUAGCUUAUUCUCUUUGUCUUUUAAGAGCAGAUGGGUAUAGAAUCUUGUUGUCCGCUGCCUUUUAGGCACAGUGUAUUUGACCUGUUUGCUUGAAGGCAACACUGUAUGUUUCCUUGAUCCCUAUUGCAGGUUUUUACUGCUUUUCUGCUACACUGAUGAACAGACUUACAGACCUUUAAUGCCAUCAUCCUCUGCACUCACUGACAGGAAGUGCUGUUUACUCCUAGCAUCUUAAGCCAAAAAAGCUUCUUUGUUUCCCAAAAGAAAGAUGAAACAACUCUGAGAACAAGGAUGUAGAGUUACUUACAGAUAUGUAUAUGCAUAUGGAGAUAAUGGGGUGUUCUAACAGUCGUGAUGGGCAGGAUCACAGUGGGUUCCUAUCUCCUUGGUGUCCUUCUGGUUCUCACACUUUCUCUGUUACGUGUUUUCAAUGUGUGGCCAUGUCCCAGGGACUAUGAAUUCAUCUACAGAUGCCAUGAUGAACAUAAUUUUUUUUUGAUGCAUCUUCUUUCUUCUCAGAUGCCUAUCCUUAAUUCAUUCCUUCUGUCUGGAUCAGUGCUAGUGGUGACAAUUUAUACUUUAAUAUUUUCUCCAGGAGUAAGUUAUCGAUUUUGCUGGGUAAGAGCUCUUAGGGAAGUAUGCGACAAAGAGGAACACCACUGUAUGUGACAAACUUUCUGUGCAUCCUAGACUGGAAUGCCAAAUUACUGCUUCUGGGGACUGGUCUUUUGGUUUGUACACAAUCCCUGACCCAAGUCCAUUUGUGUCACUUCAAGUCAACAAAAACGCUUCUUCCAUUUAGCAGAGAAAGUUAAUCAGGAACGGCUGAUGGUGCAUCUAUGCAUAUCUAAUAAGCCUCACAAAUUAAAAGCUUCCUAUGCAUAUCUAAUAAGCCUUACAAAUUAAAUGUUUCCUGUGUUGGGUUUCUAAGAAGCUUGCUGCCCUGUCAGACACAAGAGAAGGUGACAGGUUGUGAUGGUGCAUUCCCUCCCUAGGGAUUCUUUAAGCUACCUUAAAACUCCUACUUGUAACACAAACAUGCAUCCAACUGCUGGAAGUCUUGUCUUCUGCAUGUGACUGGGAUAGUGAUUCUCUGUACAACAGUCAGGGAUGCUUAGAAAAGCAAAGUUAAUCUUGCCAAGUAACUACCCCACAGCUCGGGUACGUUAUGUGUUGUGCUGUUUGAUUUUUUGACUUAUAUCAGCUCACAACUGUGAACUGUUUUGUAGCUUUUUUUGCCAAAUAAAAGAAUUGUCCUGCCAAAGCCAUCUCUGAAGGUGUUACUGCAGUCAUCACUUCUGGUAGCCACCUUGCAGUCCUUAUUUCUCACCUUAGAUAUAAGAGCCUAUAAUAUGUAUUUUUUCUUACUUUUACAUCUCAGCCAAAAAAACUCAAAUGACGUCCCAUUUACUCAUUUUAAUGGUAAGUUAGAGAACAUGCUUAGCAAGUCUGACAACUUGAUUUUGAAUGUUCCGUGAGAGUUUUUUCCCAGUUUUCUAAGUCAAACAUAAUGUCCAGUCCGGAAGCUGGCUUUCCUGUGUCUGCUGAAAAGAGGUUCCAUUUGUGACAGUUGCGAAUGUUAGUUUUAAGUGAGGGUCAGCUGACAGAGUUCCUGUGCUUCCUUUUAGGAUUUUUAUCUUAUUUUUACCUGUCUAUUUUCUUUUUAGAAUACCUGAAUUUUCAUAAUUUGAUUUAAAUUGUUCAUAUGUCCCAUUACAGCAUGUAACAUAAUAGAAAAAAAAAUCCACUAGUAUAUUGUGAUACAUUGGAUAUGCUUCCUGCAUCUGAAGUCAAUGGAUGUUGAGAUCUGUUUGUUCAAUUGGAAAAGCAGAUUACUCUUUACGUCUGUAGAAAUGGACAGCAGCAGUUUCAUUCAGUUUGAUGUGCCAGAGUACAGCAACACUGUUCUGAGCCAGUUAAACGAACUCCGCUUGCAAGGGAAACUCUGUGACAUUAUCGUUCACAUCCAGGGUCAGCCGUUCCGUGCCCAUAAAGCUGUCUUAGCGGCCAGUUCUCCAUAUUUCCGUGACCAUUCAGCAUUAAGCACCAUGAGUGGCCUGUCUAUAUCAGUUAUUAAAAACCCCAAUGUUUUUGAACAGUUGCUUUCUUUUUGUUACACUGGAAGGAUGUCCUUGCAACUGAAGGAUGUUGUCAGUUUUCUGACUGCAGCUAGCUUUCUACAGAUGCAGUGCGUCAUUGACAAGUGCACACAGAUACUGGAGAGUAUCCAUUCAAAGAUUAGUGUUGAUGAUGUUGAUUCUGUCACUGUUGGUGCCGAAGAAAAUUCAGAGAAUCGCAAUGGCGUUAAAGACAGCAGCUACUUUGCCAACCCUAUUGAGAUAUCUCCUCCCUAUUGCUCUCAGGUGCGACAGUCAACAGCAGGCAGUGAUCUUCGGAUGGAAUCUACUCCAGGCAAAACUCUGCGUAGUCGUCUGCAAGAAGAAGGGCACUCAGACCGAGGGAGCAGUGGGAGUAUCUCUGAAUAUGAGAUUCAGAUUGAAGGUGAUCAUGAGCAAGGAGACCUGAUAGUAAGGGAAAGUCAGAUUGCAGAGGUGAAAGUUAAAAUGGAAAAAUCUGACAGGCCAAGCUGCUCUGAUAGCUCUUCCCUUGGUGAUGAUGGAUAUCACACUGAAAUGGUGGAUGGAGAGCAGGUGGUAGCAGUAAAUGUUGGUUCCUAUGGGUCUGUCUUACAACAUGUUUAUUCAUUUACCCAUGCCUCAUCACAGGCUACAGGUGUGUCAGAAACCUUUGGAAGCCUGAGCAAUACAAGUCCUUCGAGGUCAAUGCUGAGCUGUUUCAGGGGGGGUCGUGCACGCCAAAAGCGUGUACCUACAGGUCACUUGCAUAGUGAUGUCCAGGGCUUGGUGCAAGGGGCUGACAGUGAAUCCAUGGUGAGUAAUCCAGGAUAUGAAAAUAGUCCACGGGAAAGAAAUGCAAGAGGUCAUUGGUAUCCAUACAAUGAGAGGCUAAUUUGUAUUUACUGUGGCAAAUCUUUCAACCAGAAGGGGAGCCUUGAUCGACACAUGCGAUUGCACAUGGGAAUAACUCCUUUUGUGUGCAAGUUUUGUGGGAAGAAAUAUACCCGUAAGGACCAACUUGAGUAUCAUAUUCGUGGUCACACAGAUGACAAACCCUUUCGCUGUGAGAUCUGUGGAAAAUGUUUUCCUUUCCAGGGUACACUAAACCAGCACUUGCGAAAAAAUCACCCAGGGGUUACAGAAGUGAGAAACAGGGUUGAGUCUCCAGACAGAACAGAAACAUUUGUGGAACAGAAAGUAGAUAAUGAUGCUUCAGCUUCUGAAGCCAUGGAUUCUAGUAUGGAAAUUCAUGCAAUGUCUAACACAUCAGAUUAAAAUCUUACAUCUAAGUGAAACACAGAAAAGCACAUUACUAAUGUAUUUUUAAAGUAUUUUAUUCUUUCAGUAAUCUUCAAUUACUGUGUACAAGUGUAAUAACCUUUUAAUUUUCCUGACCUUCUGGAAAUCAGUUAGAAAUGGUUUCUGGAGAAGACUUCAGAAGUAUUUUGUUUUUUAAGGAGGAUGAAUUAUUUGGGGUUUGUUUUUGAAUAUUUGAAGAUGCUCAGAAUAUAAAGACAGUGUACUGAGGAAAGGCUAGGAAGAGUCUGCUGAAGUGUCCCUGCUGACUGAUCUGGUGAGACAGAAAUUCCAGUGGAGAAAAUUAGAGUAUGAUUGGCAGCUCUGCUGAAUGCUCGAGCUGUAAUUUCUAUUUAUUUCUUAAGUCCUGUUCCCGGUAAUGAGUUAAACAGCAGUGGAAGAGAGAAUAUUACAGCUUUGAUUCCUCUCUUGUCACAGUGAAAUCCAUUCACUUUUACUAACUGGUUUUGGUAGUGAGUCUGUUUAUAUAUAUAAAUUUGCUUUAUAUAUAUAAAAUGCUUUCACUUUCCCUGUUCUGGUUGAGGUGAAUGUAAAAGUAUGUCAAGGCUUAUACCAUAUGCCACUCUGUCAACUGUUAGGACUCCUCUCUGCUUAGGGUGUAGAACUUCAGACUUUGGGAGGAUGGUUUUGGUUUUAAACCUGUUGUUUGGUUUUCAUUUGAUUAAAACUAUUACUUUGUGUGCAAAAGUGAGCAAAGUGAAUUACCUUGCUUUAAUAGCUUUGCUUUAUAACAUAUGUAAACCAAAUGCCAUAAAUCUAUUAAACUAUGGUUAAAUUGUUUAAAGGUUUUGUUAGUUGUCUAGAAUGCAAGCUGGACAACCUGUGGUGCUGACCUUUUUAUAUAUAUAGAGAUAGAUAUAUCUAUAUAUAUACAGAUACAUACACACACACACAUAUAUUAUAUAUAUAUAUAUAUAUAUAUACAUAUAUAUAUAUAUAUAAAAUAUUAGCAAACCUAAAAGUAGCAUUGUGGUCUAAAAUGUGUUUUUACUGGCCUCAGAAUCUACCUUCAUUUCGUACUGUAGAACCAUACCAGGUAAUUAAACUUAACUUCAUCACUCUUCAUGGUUGGUUAAAACAUGAGAGAGAUGUAGUUUAAACCACAGUAUUUCCAAGCAGUAUUUUAAUAGAUCUCUUCACAGAGAGCUGUUUUCAGGUGCACGUUGACUUCCUACUUAAAUCUCCAAGUGAUCUGCCAGCACUUGGAAUUUGUACUUUUUUUGUAUAGAAAAACAAAUACUCUAUGGGAAUUUUGAGCAAUAUGUUAUUUCAUGUGUGAGUAUUACAGAGUUGCUAUGGCUUCUCUGUUUUUUCAGUGUUUUUUUCUCUAUAAAGGAGCUACCAACAACUUUAAAAAUACUCUAAAUCUUUUUUGUUUCACCAAAUGUAUGUUUUUAAUAUGGUGCUAACUUCAUAAUUUAGGUCAGUAUAAUAUAUAAAAUGUGAAACAUAAUCAUAAUGGUCAAGAAAAAAAAAUCUCCAACAAUAGACAAACAAAAGCCCUCCCUACACAAACCAACACCCCCCAAACCCCCAACCAAACAGAAAAAACAAAAACACACAAAAAAAUAGAAAAAUAAAAACCAAAAAAACCCCAAACAAAUAGAAAACUGGCAACAAAACCCGUACCACAAAAAAAAAAAACAAUAGCUUAAGAGACCUCAAAAGCAUGGACUGGCAAACACUACUGUUUAACGUUCUACCUGAAUUCUACUUGAUGAACAGAGUUAAUUAUUAAACUAAUCACAUACUUCUUUAGAAUACAGGUUUUUAUAUUGGUUCUUACGUUUGUUUAGCUGAUACUAAAAAUACAUUUGUGAACGUGCUGUUUAACUCCCAAAAAUUAGAAAAUAAAAGCUAAUUUCUAAAUUAUUGGAAAGAAAAAGGUAGGUUUGCUAUCAUGUAAAACUUUUUGGCCCCUGUGAAGCUGGGGCAUAUUUGUGCCGUAGCUUUAUUAAAUACACUAGUUCUUAAUAUUGUGACAGUCUGCAAUAAGAAUUAGUCUCUCAAACAGGGAUUUACAGUAUAACCCCCACCUGCUUUAUUGGAGCAGUUUCAGUUAAAUUGAGUAUGUCAUUUGCUUCUUUGUCCUAAAACUGCCUAAAUUAAGAGGCAGGGGGCAGGGAGAUGUUUCUCUCCCUGAAGCAACAGCAGAAAUUUCAUUUCCAGUAAGGGAAGGGAUAGUCUAUGUCUAAGGCAGGUAGUCUGUAUGUUUACCCACCUAAAAACAUGGUGUUUCUGAUACAGUUUUUUCCUUGAGUGUUUAAGUAAUUAAAUGCAAAAAGUGUGUUUUGGUAAAUUAAGUUUGAGACAUGCAAAAUCCAAGAAAUGUACAGUUAUUCUUAACCCUUUAUCUUGAACCUGUGCUGUGGUGCCUUUGGUGUGACUUUUUCCCUGGAAGGAUGACUUGAGGAUAGCAGGAUAUGGGUACAAAUUUAUAUUUCUUGAAUUUCUCUGUGUCACAAUCUUAGCAUUAUUUGAAUCUAGUUCUUUGUAUUUGUAAAUGUAUUAAUAUGGUUUGAGUUUACCAAAGAGUGACUUAUCCAAAAUUGUCUCAGACAAAAGCAAACAAAAAAAACCAUCGCGUUGAUUGUACAGGUUCAGGUUCAAUACAUUGUAACAGACUGUUAAGGGGCAGGAAAUGAUCCGUUUUUCCAGGAGCCGUGAUUCAGCAGUGUGCAAGUGCUGCUCGCCCCAGUUCGGGCCGUUCCCUCCGCGGGCGGGCAGCGUUCUUGUCUCCAAGCCAUAGUCCAGCUCUGCGGCCCCGCGCGCGGCUCUCCCGGACACCGACGGCACCCUUGGCAGCAGCGAUGCCACCGUGCCUUGUCACACAGUGCCAGGGUGCCAGGAUCAGCGCUGUCACAGACACCAGGUGUCAUGAUGGAGUUUGUGUCACCAGCCCACCGAGCAGGAGGCCAUUGCUUUAGCAAAUGGUGGAAACCUUGUGCAGUGUCUGUGCAGUUCUCAGCACAGAGCUGUUACACAUUUCAUUUACAAUAAAUGCAGAAGUCAAUAAAAUAUGUGAAGAAAUAUUUGACAGCAAAAUAAGUAAUGAAAUUAUACAGGCUGGUUCAUAAUUGAGUCUCUUGUUAAUCUACCUUUUUAAUUCUAGACAAAUGUGAAAACAGUGACAGUGUCCUUUCCUCUAGAUGCUUAACCCAAACUGUGAAAAUAAAGGAUUUUAUACCUUUGCUUAUGUUUCUGGUUUAAAACCAUUAUUUUAGUUUUCUUUAUCAAUUAUCUUCCAUAUUAUUUCCUCUAAACUUGUAAAUACAUUUAGAAAAUAGCUUUGUAAAUACUUACAGUGUAUUAAAAUUUCAGUUUGGUCACUAAGGCCUCGAGAUUGGCACUGCUUUCUGAGUGUGAAAUCUUUCUGUAGCAUAAAGGAUACUGUCAGUUCACUGUCAGCAGGGUAGACUGUAGGCCUAAAUUGAAAGUUUUAAUGCAGUCUUCCCCAGCAUAGAUCCAUGUUUUAUGCUGAAGCCUUUGGUUUACUUCUAGACAAAACAAUGAGGCCUCUUAAUAUGUUAAGGCUGAAUUAUGGGAAGAAGAACAGGAAUAAAAUCAAGGGCUGGGAAAAUAUUGAAUAAGCUUUACCUUUAAAUAUAUAUAUAAUUUGAAUUUUUGUAUUAGUUUACUGUGAUUCUUUUAUUGUCAUUUUUCUAAACAGGUUUCACAUGAAACCUUGAAAGGGACUCAAAUAUGCAACACCUAAUCUAUUUUCCAAGGGAAUUUUACCCUUGAAUGGUGCUUUUUGACUGGUCAGGGUUAUUUAUUAAAUUUUAUAUUUGAAAGUAUUUGGGGAAUUAUGUAAAUCCUUUAUAUGAAUCUCUUUAUUUCAUGAAUUGUAAAUUUCAUAAUACUCAGUGAUCAAAUUGGAAGUUUAGUAAAGUCAUUCAAAAUGUUCAAACUUUAUAAUCUGUGUGCAUUUUACAUAUAUUUUAUCAAGUGCCAGAAUACUUGUAUUUAAUAUUGUAGAUUUAAUACUACUUGCACAUCCCUGUGGCAGCAUUAACUUAAGUUACGCAAGUUUACAUUAAAAAAAUAAAAAAAGCUAAACAAAUAAGUAAGCCUGGGACAUGUGUUCCUGUAUUUCUUCAGGGGAUGUGAAGCCACGUAUCACUGACUGAGCAGGUUUGCUUUUUGCUCCUGUAGCUCGCUCCUGCUAUGGCAGAUGCAGAACUGCUGACUCCCAUUCCCACAGGCCAGGGUUUCAGCCUUUGGACUCAGCCCAGGAACCUCUGGUUCUAGAUCUGGUUGGAGGUAGAGCUCUUGCAGGAUUUUAACAGUGUUUGUUUCUGACUGAAAAUUUGUAUUUUUAAAUAACUUUUGUUUGUAUGGUUAUUUUUCAAGAUAAAUAAUUGAACAGUUUGAAUGACUUGACUUGGUGUCAUUUUUUGCAAUAUAAACCAGGAACCUCACACCUCCGCACUUCAUCGCCACAUGAAGUAAAUGAAGCUAGCUAAGCUGAUGCUGUAAGAAUUAGUAACUUACCAUUAAGGAUUAUUUUACAGCAUGAACUUUAAAAUAUUUAUUCAAAUGAUAUUUUACUCUUGUAUUCACUUUGGUUUUAGAUUUGUGACAUGAAUAUUUCUGUGCUGCUUUAUUUUGUUCUGAUGAGUUUGUUUCUUGCUUGUAAAUAGCUUUUUUUAUGGUAUAAAGUCAAUCGGAAUUGCUGUUUGUAAAUUAAAAUGCUUCUAGAGCAAA
Molecule: messenger RNA, 13678 nt
Organism: Parus major (Great Tit)
Lineage: Eukaryota; Metazoa; Chordata; Aves; Passeriformes; Paridae
Gene: ZBTB34
Product: zinc finger and BTB domain containing 34
Exons: 2
Coding region: 7370-8929 (519 amino acids)
Biological process (GO): regulation of transcription by RNA polymerase II
Molecular function (GO): RNA polymerase II cis-regulatory region sequence-specific DNA binding; DNA-binding transcription factor activity, RNA polymerase II-specific; protein binding
Source: RefSeq, a predicted model, not a curated record